Messenger RNA from Caenorhabditis sp. 36 PRJEB53466, 1934 nucleotides. Lineage: Eukaryota; Metazoa; Nematoda; Chromadorea; Rhabditida; Rhabditidae. The record is from the annotation of a GenBank genome assembly.
AUGCGACUGCUUUGCUCUCUCGUGGCAAUUCUCCUAAUCGGACACUUUGUCGAAGCGUUCAAAAUCCGAAAUGCACUCAAAACAGUUGUGAAACGAUUCGGACUCGAGAUGAAGACUAUCGAGCUGUUCGACGGUACUUACUGGAUUACCAGAGGAGAAAAAGUAGAUCCUAUUUCCAGAAAUGAACCUCAGAGAACCGUUCGACUCGGCGACGGACGAGCAGGUGGCCGAGAUCAAGAAGGACCAUGCGAUUCUGGUGACCACGUGGCUUCGCGGACAGGCCUCUUCGCAGAAUGACAAUUGGAAGGUUUUCUCGGAUCAGUUCGUCGCCGUUCUGGAUAAAGACGUCACCGUCGACAUUUGUGGAGUCACGCCGUUUGGCUAUGGCAAGUACUUUGGCGGGGAACAGUGUCUUAUCGUUUAACACUUUUUCGAAUUUCUUCCACACAUACCACGCUCCUUUUUUCAGUUCAAUUCGUGAGCUACCUCGACCGGGACCGUCAAAAAUGGAAGAAGAACCUGGUGAAGGACGAUUCGAUGUACGAGAUUCUGCCGAGCAAAGGACGGGAGGAGAUCAAAAUGCGAACCUCUUUCAAACAGGAGUCCUACUUUGGCUACUUCUCCACCCAAAUCUACGAGAUCACCUUGCAUUUGACAUUUCCGAAAAUUGGCGGAAACGUUCUCUUCACCAUCUCGGAGAUCUCCGUGAAGGGCGGCUGCACAGAGUUCGGACAAAUGAACGUAACGAACUCGCACUCGACGGACGAGGAACUCUGGAACGCCGAGGACAUUGACAAGUUCCUGAUGCUGUUCACGCCGCGGCCGUUCCGCGGAGAACUCAAAAACCCGGAACGACUUCCCGUCUUCUGGUUGGGCGGACUCGAGAAGAACGAGUACUUGACGGCGACGGUGUGCAAUCGGGAGACGUCCGAGUCGCGAAAGUACACGGAUGUGCAGUUCCGACGGUGGUACGAACUGUUUGGCAGAAUGUGGCAUCCCAAGGAAAAUAAUGUGAGUUUUCGGCAUUUAAGUCAUCAAGUUGCAAUCGAAAUGGCUCAUGUUUUUCAGACGGAUUUCGUGAAAAUUCAAGAGAUUAAACGGAACGAAGUGCAAAUAAUGGCGCGAAUCACGUAUCGAUUGGUUAUAGGAUUGGACUGGGACGGGAAGGCGACGGAAACCGACUGGAACUUUCGGAUUACCGCCGAUUUUGUGAGUAUUUGACUGAUUUCCGGGCCUUUGACAAUUGCCGAUUUGCAGAGCAAGCACGGCGGCCGGGAGUGGCUCAUCUCGAUGAUUGACGUGCCGUGCCCGCCGAGACUGAACAUGCUCGAGGCGAGCUACGAAGCCUACCGAAACAUCACCGGACUCACUCUUGUCUCGAUGAUUCCGUUCACGAAACGCGUCUAUCAGGACUUGGGAUUCCUCAAGUAUCUCGUUCAGAACCACUCGAAGAUUGAAAUUUACAACUGCGGAGGCGAGCACAUGGAGACGCUGGACGAGGUGGAGAAGAAGUUCUGGACGGGCAACUACAGUGCCACCUUCCUGGAGCGCGUCGCCAUCGACACGUCGGAGAAGGAUUUGGCGAAGGAGGACACGUACUUUACAAUGAUUGUCAGUCUGGGCACUUAUGAGAAGUUCAACACGAGCGAGGAGUCGCACGGAGACAGGAUCACUCGUUUGGAAGCCACGUGGCACUUUUACAUUCAAUGGGUCAGUUGAAACGUGAGCUUUGUAGGACUGAUUGAGAGUUUUAGGACGAAGUGGAUCAAUUCUAUUACAUUAAGAAGAUUGAGUUUGGAUGUCCGAAGCAGGUGCAAGUUCUGCGCGAGUUCCCGUGGCCGUACCGAGUCGGCACUUUCUUUGAGACGUGGAAGAUGAUCAACUUUUACGGACGACGUUUCCCUCCUCCUAAUGUGAAUUCUGGAUCUUCGUGA